This is a messenger RNA of Striga asiatica, 345 nucleotides long. The record is from the annotation of a GenBank genome assembly. Lineage: Eukaryota; Viridiplantae; Streptophyta; Magnoliopsida; Lamiales; Orobanchaceae.
AUGGUGUUCCUCAUGGUCACCCUAAAUUCAUGUUGGGACUCGAAACCCAAAAAAUUCGCCGACUGCAGUAGCCAGAGACCAAUAGAUAUCCGAAGCCGACAGAUAUUGUUGUUUAAAGUGGUGUUGGCUCGGGUCGAGUUGUACGGUGGAUGGUGGGUCCAUCUAAGCACAAACUGCAGGAACAUUGAAAAGGAGAUUAUCAGCAAGCAACCCAAAACAAACACAGGGAAUGAGAGUCUUUGUACAGAUGAAGAUUUUGAAGGCAUAGCUGUUGCAUUAGCUGCAGUAGCAGUUUUGUUGGACCUGUGGGAAUUCCAAGUGAAAAUCAACAAAAUUUUCAUUUAA